Molecule: messenger RNA, 913 nt
Organism: Perca flavescens (yellow perch)
Lineage: Eukaryota; Metazoa; Chordata; Actinopteri; Perciformes; Percidae
Exons: 5
Coding region: 83-913 (276 amino acids)
Source: RefSeq, a predicted model, not a curated record
GAGGACAGAGAGAGCAGAUUGGAGCAGCGGAAGUCCCAGGCAGACGUUUUGAGAUUUUAACUUAAUUGUUUCACAUGAGGAGAUGGAUGAUGCUGCUGUAGAAGAUGGGAUCAGGAGGGAGAUCCAGGACCCUUCCUCAAUCACACCUGCCAGCGAGGUCAUGUCCCCAUCCGCCGCUGAGCCGUCUGCCCCUCGUUCCGCCCCUGUGAUGCUGUCGAACAAGCCUGCCAGUGAGGUCGUGGCCCCAGCCGCUGCCGAGACGUUUGCCACGCCGUUUAGAAGGAACAAGCCGGUGCCGAGGACUCCAUCCCUCGGCUGCAAGAACUGUGAGGUACUCUUCGCUGAGGUGAAGGUGGUGAGGCAGCUGCUGGAUGUCAAAGUGGCCGCGAAUGAUGAACUUAAAAAGUUGCACUCAUCGAUGCGUCGAGAAACUGCUGCGAGGUCCAACAGGCACAAGCCAUUUUCACUAUCGAAUGCGCCUCCAUAUGUCAAACUGGUGGAGGGGUUCAAGGAGCACACGGAAGGAAGGCAUCCCACGCAGAACACCAGGCGGAAUGCCAGACAGCGAGCUAGCCACGUCCUUUACUUCCUGAGGUUUAUGUCAGAGCCAGCUCUUCCUGAUUUGAACCUUCUCUUCUUGAAGGACCACGGUCGGAUCAGAAAAUUUACAGACCAUCUGAUAGACAAAAACUUGAAACCGAUGACAAUAAGAAGCUACCUGACAGAUGCUGCUGCAUUUGUGAGGUACAUUUGCAGUAUGGCGCCAGGAGGGGUGAAAAUAGGUAGGAAAAGCCUCAGUGCGCUGCUAGUGGAACUCCGGGUCAGGAAGAGCGAGGUGUCGAGAUCGGUACAACAGCUACACCUGUCUCAGCCCUGCAGGAAGUCCAGUAAGAUCACAUCCCCCCACCUCUAG